AACUGAAUUUUGACCCGAAUUUGAUAUAGAAUUACGGAAGAAAAAGCGUGACAUGAUGAAGCUUCUUGCGUUAACCUGCCUAUUUACGAUUUCAACGGCAUUUGGCCCUGGCCCCAUGAUGUCGCCGCCAGCAUCUCCUGAAAUUCCUGCAGAAUUAGAAGAUUUUGAUGAAGAUGAUGUUUAUUUUUGUUGGUUCUAUAUAAAUUGUCUCCAGUUUGGUAAAGAGGAACAUAAAAGAAUUGAAACUUGUUUUGAUCAUCUUGAUGAAGCGGAUUCAAAAUUAAUUUAUUCAUGGUAUGAUGGUGCUCUUCAAAAUUAUACAACACUCUAUGAUGGAUUGUGGGAUAUCAUUUGCAUGGCGGAAAGGAACAGAAGGGAUGAAGGAUUUAAGACUGUUGCAAUGAAAAGCAUUGAAGUCCCGUCAGUUGGCUGUGAGCAGAGAUACAACAUGGACACUUGUGAACAUUUUCGUCUCAUGAUGGAGUGCACGACGGAGUUGUUCGCAGUUUUGAAAAAGGAAGGCAAAUGCGAGCAAGGAGAAUUCGAGGAUGGAAGCUAGAGGCGAAAAAGAAGAUCUCUGAUCAAAGAAAGAUGAGAACACGCCUACAUCAGUGAAUGUGAAGAAAAAAAAAAUAUGUUGCAAUAAAAUUUCUGCCCAACGUU
Messenger RNA from Argiope bruennichi, 663 nucleotides. RefSeq lists its product as uncharacterized. NCBI's taxonomy places the organism in Eukaryota, Metazoa, Arthropoda, Arachnida, Araneae, Araneidae. The record is from RefSeq and is a predicted model, not a curated record. The coding region runs from base 53 to 559 and encodes 168 amino acids. The transcript is spliced from 6 exons.